This is a messenger RNA of Monoraphidium neglectum, 447 nucleotides long. RefSeq lists its product as hypothetical. The record is from RefSeq and is a predicted model, not a curated record. NCBI's taxonomy places the organism in Eukaryota, Viridiplantae, Chlorophyta, Chlorophyceae, Sphaeropleales, Selenastraceae. Gene Ontology annotation, biological process: DNA integration; DNA recombination. Gene Ontology annotation, molecular function: DNA binding. The coding region runs from base 1 to 447 and encodes 148 amino acids. The transcript has 2 exons.
AUGGCCGCGGUGCUCCCCGGGGGCAGCCGCUGGCACGCGCUGUUUGUGUGCUGCGUCUUUUGGGUGCUGGGCAUGCUGCGCCGCUCCAACCUGGUGCCGGGCGCGCUGUCCCUGUUCGGGCAGGAAAAGCACCUGACGCGCGCAGACAUCACGAUUGACGGGGCUUACUAUCUCGAUGACGCCGGGGCCCUGCGCUCUUUGUCGUUUGACGCUCUGGUCGCGGGCAUCAAGCACCUGGUGGCGGCGGUCGGUUUGGACCCGACCAGCUACUCCACUCACAGCCUUCGGCGCGGUGGCGCCACCUGGGCGUUUGAGCACAAGGUGCCCACGCUCCUCAUCAAAGCGACUGGGGACUGGAGCAGCAAUGCGUAUGAGCCGUACCUGACUCUGGGCCCGGGCGAGAAGCUGCAGUGCACGGGCGCCAUGCUGCGCGCGCUCUCGCGCUGA